AUGCCGCCGCCGUGCCCCCGCGGGGACCUGCCCGGGGCCGCCUUCUUCCUCCUCCUCCUCCUCCUCCUCCUCCCGCUGCUCUGCGCGCCCCCCGAUAUCUCAAGGGGAAAUAAGCUUAAACUGAUGCUUCAGAAACGAGAAGCUCCUGUUGCCACGAAGCCCGAGGUGUCAGUGAAAGAAAAGGCGGCCAAAGAGUUCCUGAGCAGCCUGAGACGCCAGAGGCGCCAGCUGUGGGACCGCAGCCAGCCCGACGUGCAGCAGUGGUACCAGCAGUUCCUGUACCUGGGAUUCGACGAGGCGAAAUUUGAGGAUGACAUGUCCUACUGGACAAACUUAGGGCGUGCUCGGAAUGAAUACUAUGGCGGAUACUACCAACACCACUACGAUGAAGAUUCACCAAUUGGCCCACGCAAUCCCCACACCUUCAGGCAUGGAGCAGGUGUCAAUUAUGAUGAUUACUAA
Molecule: messenger RNA, 462 nt
Organism: Charadrius vociferus (killdeer)
Lineage: Eukaryota; Metazoa; Chordata; Aves; Charadriiformes; Charadriidae
Gene: ECRG4
Product: chromosome unknown open reading frame, human C2orf40
Exons: 4
Coding region: 1-462 (153 amino acids)
Biological process (GO): anaphase-promoting complex-dependent catabolic process; cellular senescence; G1 to G0 transition
Source: RefSeq, a predicted model, not a curated record